Molecule: messenger RNA, 765 nt
Organism: Drepanopeziza brunnea f. sp. 'multigermtubi' MB_m1
Lineage: Eukaryota; Fungi; Ascomycota; Leotiomycetes; Helotiales; Drepanopezizaceae
Source: RefSeq, a predicted model, not a curated record
AUGAAGACCGCCGCUAUUCUACCCUCCCUCUUCGCUCUAGCCUCUGCGCAUGGCUUUGUCCAGCAGAUCUGGCUCGGUGAGAACGUCGUCAGCACCUGGAAUCCUUACAAGGAUCCCUCGAAGGAAGACCUCAACAAGAUCACACGCAAGUUUGACGACAACGGGCCAGUCACGGAUGGAACCUUCGAAACGGAUGCCAUCACCUGCAACGUCUUUGAGUCCGGCAACAACGUUCCAGUUAGCGCUACGGCUGAAGUUGCCGCUGGAAGUGUAGUCAAGUUUAUGUGGACGGAUUGGCAGAGUGACCACCCGGGGCCAAUGAUGACCUACCUCGCCAAUUGCAAUGGUCCAUGCAGUGAGUUUUCCGGCAGUGUUGGCAACGUCUGGGUCAAAAUCGACCAAGCCGGCUACGACCCAAACGAGGAAGUUCCAUGGGCCAGCAAGAGACUCACCACGCAGAAUAGCACAUACACCCUCACUCUCCCAUCAACCAUCGCCCCCGGAGAGUACCUGUUGAGACACGAGAUCCUUGGCCUGCAGCGCACGAACAAGGACGGCAGCUUGGCCCAGUUCUACCCCAGCUGCCACCAGAUCACGAUCACUGGCAGUGGAAGCACCGAGCUCCCGGAAGGCAUUGCGCUUCCUGGGGCUUACAAGGCUGACGAUACUACUUCCAUCUUCCUCGAGUACCGUGAUGUCUCGGCCAGCAACCCGUACACCCCUCCGGGAGGACCAGUCUGGGGUGACGAUGGGUGGGCGAGCUAG